Molecule: messenger RNA, 2539 nt
Organism: Sinocyclocheilus rhinocerous
Lineage: Eukaryota; Metazoa; Chordata; Actinopteri; Cypriniformes; Cyprinidae
Product: chemokine-like receptor 1
Exons: 1
Coding region: 1330-2406 (358 amino acids)
Biological process (GO): phospholipase C-activating G protein-coupled receptor signaling pathway; positive regulation of cytosolic calcium ion concentration; inflammatory response
Cellular component (GO): plasma membrane
Molecular function (GO): G protein-coupled receptor activity; complement receptor activity
Source: RefSeq, a predicted model, not a curated record
AUUUUUAGUUAUUUAUAGUAAUAUAUCAAACCAUUAUUAUGCAUAAUGCAAAUGGCUUCUUGAUGUAAGCUAGCAUACUUUAAUCUUCAUAAUCACAUGCACAGAUCUUGUACAGAUCUGAACAUUAUUGAACUUCCCUGUGACUAAUACAUCUUUUUGUUCUGAACACACUUCAGCAUCAGUUUGGUGUAUGUUGACCUGCUCACUGCAUGGCGCUACAUUCUCGGUUUUUAACCUCAAACCAACCCAUCGCUAACUAUCAGAUAAACAGAGCAACUUGAAUAGGGUACUUGAUAAGUGUGGCCAUCGACAGUCUCAGUUCUCAGAAAUGUGCUUGCAUCUUACAGAGGAACUAGGCGUUAAAAUGUUUGGCCAGUAGCUCAGUCUGCAUUUAUCAGCAAACAACCCAGCAGCAGAAGUUGAUUUCUAUUGAUUUCAAACGGCAUUGUGAAGCUUACUUUGUGAGGUAAGUUAUCUUCAGAUGACAUCAGAACCAAUUCAAGAUGUUUUCGGUUAAAUUUUAAAGACAGAGCAGCAAAAGAAUUAGGAUGCAUACGAUUAACAAUUCCAUGUUGCAAUAGAAUAUUUUCAAAAUUUUGGAUUGCAACCACCUUUAAAAGGUGGUAGAUACCAGAUAUAACACAAAACGAGACAUUACACCCUCCUCACUUAACAAACAUACUUUGCACUCAUCAGUGUUACAAGUUUCGCUUAAAGUUGUACUUAAAAUUCAAAUGCGAAUAGCAUGCCACGUGUUCUGUGUGGUUUAAACACUAAACUAGCUUUUUAAGUAGCAAAUUAGGCAAUUUCCUUCAUACAAACAGGCAUGCAUGUAACCCAUCAAAGGGAAUUUAAGGUCAAAGGAUUAUCAGAAAAGUACAAGCAGUUUAUGGGAAAAAUAAGGGAAGCUAUGGGAGAAUUCUGCUAGCAUUGUGCUUUUUAUUGAUUUUUUUUUGACCGCUCUGCUUGUCAGAGAAGGACUGGUUGGAAAUGAUAUAUUGUAUGCAUCAUGCAGAACUUGUUCUGUUAUUUUACUACUGAGAGGAAUGUUUUUUAAUGGUGAAAAGUUAACUAUUGGUUAACUCUGGUACAUAGCAUCAAAUGGAAAUAUUUAAGUUUAAAAUUGUACAUGGUCCCUUCAAAACAAAAUAAACCAGGAAAACAUAACUUUUAAACCUUUUUGUCAUCCUAAAAAAACAGAGCACUGCAUAAUGUAGUGCAGCAGAUCAGUGCAAGAAUUUCAAAUAUGGGGGGGGGGCAGAUUGUCCAUUUCCAAUUAUUCUAAGUCCCCCCAAUGUCUCUGGUGGUUACAGCCCGGCUUCAGUUUAAAUGCAUUUGGAUAAAUUGCAUAUUGUUUUUGUUACAGAACUCUGCUUCCUAUUCACAAUGACUUCAACUCCAGUUGCAGAUUAUUAUUAUGAUUUACAAGAGUUAGCUGUAGACAGCCAUGCGAAAGAAGAGCAACUUCAUGAGGACUUACAUCUUGGCUACUGCAGGGAAGCAGCAUGUGUAAUUACAGUGAUCUUUAAUGUGAUCAUAUUCCUUCUUGGCAUCAUUGGAAAUGGUGCGGUGAUCUGGAUUACUGGUUUUAAGAUGAAGAAGUCAGUGAACACCACCUGGUACCUGAGUCUGGCUCUGUCUGACUUCAUUUUCUGCGCUACUCUCCCUUUCACCGUUGACUACAUGGUGAAGAACAGCUGGAUCUUUGGGCCCUUCAUGUGCAAGUUCAACGCUUUUGUUAUGACCCUCAAUAUGUACAGCAGCAUUUUCAUCCUGGUCAUCAUUAGUGUGGAUCGCUGCAUCACCGUCAAGUUUCCCGUCUGGGCCCAGAAUCAGCGCACCGUACAGAAAGCUUCUGUAGUUGUUAUGUUAGCUUGGUUCGUGUCUUCUUUGCUUAGCAUUCCAUCUGCCAAAUUCAGAGAGAUUAUGAAUAUAGACAUAUGCUAUAGCAACUAUGAGAAUCACCACAAAACCGUUGUGUUCAUGCGCUUUACUUUUGGGUUUUUGAUUCCAUUCCUGACCAUCUUCACCUGUUACUCCAUCCUGAUCCGUAAACUUAGAGCAAACCAAAUGUCCAGAUCCACCAAGCCCUACAAGAUCAUGACAUUACUGAUCACAACUUUUUUCAUCUGUUGGUUGCCAUUUCAAAUAGUUUCCGUUUUAGAGUUGGACCGAAUUGAGUACAGCUUUGCCUUUCACACAGCCCAACAAGUAUCCGCCACUCUCGCCAGUGCAAACAGCUUUCUAAACCCGUUCCUCUAUGCAUUCAUGGCCAAGGACUUAAAGAAGAAAUGCUAUUCCUUUCUUUCCAAGAUUGAGAGCGCCAUCGAUGAGGAGACCCGAAGUGCUUUCAGAGCAACUUCAAUUACCAAUUCUGUGGAUAACAGACAUUCCACUGUUGUCUGAAAUUUUUACACGAGUCAUGCACUAAAGUGAAUGAUGACCCAUAGAAACGGCUUGGCAUUAACAAGUAGUGCAGUUGUUUUGUCUGUUGCAUGUUUGAGUUUGGAAAUUUACAAGUAGAAGUUAAAAAAUUUAA